AUGUUUGGACGCGGACAACUUCAAGCGCGCAGUCUGCGAGCUUCGCAAUUUUUCCAUUCUACAAAGACUAGGUUGCCUACACAAACUGUAUGGAUGUCAACUGCAGGGCAAUUUAGAGUUCCAAAGCCUUUCAAUGAGCGAAACCGUGCAUUUACCCCAUCAUCGCCCGAGAGACAAACGCUCCAAGAUGCCCUCGAUCAAUUGAAAGCGCAACUUCCAGUUACCGUCCCCUCAGUCAUCGCAGGCAGCGAAAUUAGCGAAAGCCGUCGCGGACAAAUUCUGACCAAGAUGCCCUCCAAGCAAAGUCAGAUCUUUGCCAAAUCAGCUUCAGCAACUCCCAAGGACGUCGAGAGAGCCAUAGAUGCAGCAUUAGCAGCCAAGGCGGAAUGGUCAACCACCCCCUUCAACAACAGGGCUGGAGUUUUUCUCCGGGCCGCCGAGCUUGUCACGGGCAAGUACCGCGAUCAAUUACUUGCUAGCACCAUGCUUGGGCAGGGUAAGAAUGCCUGGCAAGCUGAGAUUGAUGCUGCAGCCGAGCUUGCAGACUUUUUCCGCUUCAACGUUUCCUUUGCCCAGGAGAUCUAUGAAAGGCAGCCUGAACUGAUUGCACCAGGUGAGAGUGGGCGGACAGACUGGCGUCCUCUUGAAGGAUUCGUGUAUGCUGUCUCCCCGUUCAACUUUACGGCCAUCGGCGGCAACCUUGUUUCGGCACCUGCGUUAAUGGGCAAUGUUGUUGUCUGGAAACCUUCACCUCACUCUAUCCACGCCAGUUAUCUUGUCUACAAGAUUCUUCUGGAGGCCGGUCUUCCGCCCAACGUAGUUCAGUUCGUGUCGGGAGAUGCAAGAGAAAUCACAGACAUCAUCCUCAACCACCCUCGUUUCGCCGCCUUACACUUCACGGGUUCGUCCGAAGUCUUUCGUGCCCUCCACCUCAAAGUGGCCGAGGGCAUCGCGUCAAAUAAGUUUGUCGAACUUCCCCGUCUCGUGGGCGAGACUUCGGGCAAGAAUUUUCAUCUCUUGCACCACUCCGCGGAUAUACCCAAUGCGGCCAAACAAACAAUUCGUGCCGCCUUCGAAUACGCAGGCCAAAAGUGCUCCGCUUGCUCGAGGGUGUAUGUCCCACAAAGCCGAGCUGAACAAUUCUUCAACGAGAUGAGAGCAGGUCUCGAAACUGUCAGGAUCGGACCCCCGGAGCAGUGGGAAAACUUUGCCGGUCCCGUAAUUCACAAGGAUGCAUUCGACAAGAUAUCCAACGCUAUCGACAAAGCAAAUCAGGAUGCUGACCUUGAGAAUAUUUAUGGCGGAACGUACGAUUCCUCGGAGGGGCUGUACAUCAAUCCUUCCAUUUACAUAUCCAAUACCCCCAACCAUGAACUUUUCCACAAAGAAUUCUUCGGCCCAGUUUUAGUGGCAUACAUCUACCCUGAUGAUAAAUUCGAGGAAACUCUCGAGUUAGUUGACAAUCAUGGUGGAGGUUUCGCCUUGACUGGUUCAGUGUUUGCAAGCGACAGGAUGGCAAUUGCGCUCGCAGAGGAGAAACUGCGAUAUUCCGCUGGAAACUUUUACACCAACAGCAAGACUACUGGUGCAGUAAUUGGACAGCAGUCUUUUGGUGGAGGGAGGAGCAGUGGCACGAAUGAUAAAGCCGGUAGUGUGAGCUUGGUGCAACGCUUUGCCUCACCCAGGACUUUGAAGGAAGAUUUUAAGACCCUAGAUAGCGUCUUGUAUCCAAGCAAUCAGUAG
Molecule: messenger RNA, 1743 nt
Organism: Pochonia chlamydosporia 170
Lineage: Eukaryota; Fungi; Ascomycota; Sordariomycetes; Hypocreales; Clavicipitaceae
Product: delta-1-pyrroline-5-carboxylate dehydrogenase, mitochondrial precursor
Exons: 3
Coding region: 1-1743 (580 amino acids)
Cellular component (GO): mitochondrial matrix
Molecular function (GO): L-glutamate gamma-semialdehyde dehydrogenase (NAD+) activity
Source: RefSeq, a predicted model, not a curated record